AUGGCCGGAGCCCCCAUGUUGGCCCUCCUCCUGCUCGGGCAGCUCCUGGCUGUGACUGAGAUGCAGAAAGUGGGACCUCGAGGCCCCCCUGGCCCCCCAGGGCCUCCUGGAAAGCCAGGCAAGGACGGCAUUGAUGGAGAAACUGGUCCUCCAGGUCUGCCUGGACCCCCGGGACUGAAAGGGGCCCUGGGGAAAGCAGGGAAGCCAGGAGAGGCCGGGCUGCCGGGGCUGCCUGGUGUGGACGGUCUGACUGGGCGGGAAGGACCCCCCGGCCCCAAGGGUGCCCCUGGAGAACGGGGAAGCCUGGGACCCCCAGGGCCACCAGGGCUGGGGGGCAAAGGCCUCCCCGGACCCCCUGGAAAGGCAGGAGUGAGCGGCCUCCCAGGUGGAGUCGGCCUCCGGGGUCCCCCGGGACCCUCUGGACUCCCAGGCCCCCCAGGCCCCCCAGGACCUCCUGGACCUCCUGGACAGCCAGGGGUCCUCCCUGAAGGUACUACCAACCUGCAGUGCCCUGCCAUCUGCCCGCCAGGACCCCCCGGCCCCCCAGGAAUGCCGGGAUUCAAGGGACCCACGGGCUACAAAGGGGAGCAAGGAGAAGUUGGCAAAGAUGGUGAGAAGGGUGAUCCUGGCCCCCCUGGGCCCGCUGGCAUCCCAGGCACCGUGGGGCUGCAGGGCCCCCGAGGUCUUCGAGGACUGCCAGGGCCUCUCGGGCCCCCCGGGGACCGGGGUCCCAUUGGAUUCCGAGGGCCCCCAGGGAUCCCAGGCGCACCUGGGAAAGUGGGUGACAGAGGCGAGAGGGGCCCAGAGGGGUUCCGUGGACUCAAGGGCGAUCUCGGCAAACCUGGCCCCAAAGGGAUCCCUGGACUGGCCGGGCUGGCCGGAGAGCCGGGCAUGCCAGGCAAGGAUGGCCGGGAUGGCAUGCCAGGGCUCGAUGGAGAGAAGGGAGAGGCCGGCCGAAAUGGCAGCCCUGGAGAGAAGGGACCCAACGGGCUGCCGGGACUUCUGGGGCGAGCAGGGUCCAAAGGCGAGAAGGGAGAACUGGGCAAAGCUGGAGAGCUGGGAGAGGCCGGCCCCUCGGGAGAGCCAGGCAUCCCUGGAGAUGUGGGGAUACCGGGGGAGCGCGGUGAGGCCGGCCACAGGGGCUCCGCGGGGGCUCUAGGCCCACAAGGCCCUCCUGGGGCCCCCGGUGUGCGAGGCUUCCAGGGCCAGAAGGGUAGCAUCGGGGACCCCGGCCUACCUGGCCCCCAGGGCCUCCGAGGCAGCGUGGGCGACCGGGGCCCGGUAGGAGCCGCAGGGCCAAAGGGAGACCAGGGCAUUGCCGGUGCCGACGGCCUUCCUGGGGAUAAAGGAGAGCUGGGUCCCAACGGGCCUGUCGGAGCCAAAGGCAUGUCUGGUGACAGAGGCGAGCUGGGCCCCAAAGGCAUCCAGGGUCCCAAUGGCACCAGCGGUGUUCAGGGGGUCCCAGGCCCGCCUGGCCCUGUGGGCUUCCAGGGGCUCCAAGGCAGCCCUGGAAUUACGGGGAAACCAGGUGUUCCGGGGAAAGAAGCCAGCGAGCAGCACAUUCGGGAGCUGUGCGGGGGCAUCAUCAGCGAACAAAUCGCACAGUUAGCCACUCACCUGAGGAAGCCUUUGGCGCCAGGAUCCAUAGGGCGACCCGGUCCAGCCGGCCCACCGGGCCCCCCGGGGCUCCCUGGCUCCACUGGCCACCCUGGUGCUCGAGGGCCCCCUGGAUAUCGCGGUCCCACUGGAGAGCUGGGAGACCCUGGACCCCGAGGAGACCAAGGUGACAGAGGCGACAAGGGCGCCACUGGUGUCGGCCUGGAUGGGCCCGACGGAGAUCAAGGGCUCCAAGGUCCGCAAGGGGUGCCUGGCACUAGCAAAGACGGUCAGGACGGUGCUCACGGUGAACCUGGGCCUCCUGGCGAUCCUGGCAUUCCUGGCGCGGUGGGUGCUCAGGGGACUCCCGGGAUCUGUGACACCUCAGCCUGCCAAGGAGCUGUGUUAGGAGGGGGCGGGGAGAAGUCGGGCCCUAAAAGCUCAUAA
Messenger RNA from Loxodonta africana (African savanna elephant), 2043 nucleotides. It is a transcript of the gene COL9A3, whose product is annotated as collagen type IX alpha 3 chain. The coding region runs from base 1 to 2043 and encodes 680 amino acids. Gene Ontology annotation, molecular function: extracellular matrix structural constituent conferring tensile strength. The transcript has 32 exons. Lineage: Eukaryota; Metazoa; Chordata; Mammalia; Proboscidea; Elephantidae. Gene Ontology annotation, biological process: extracellular matrix organization. Gene Ontology annotation, cellular component: collagen type IX trimer. The record is from RefSeq and is a predicted model, not a curated record.